UGUGUCCUACACUCCCUGUGGGCCAGCUUGCUCAUCAUAGACACUUACGCUCUGAAAAGUUUAACAUUUUAAUAUCUUUAUGCUGCACUAAAAGCCCGCUUCUGGCUGCAGAACCCGCUCAUCAAUUGAAACACGUGCCGGUAGCGGACAUGGCUGCGACAAGCCAGCACUACUACUACCUUGGCAUGGUAGAUGAACGAGUUGGAACCGAGAGCACAUCGUGGCAAACGAACAAAGUUGGAGGACUACCUGACUGGACUACGAGUGCCUUGCGGUCGUUACCAGAUCUGCAGUGCCCUCUGUGCAGCAGGAAUAUGUUGCUAGUGAUUCAGAUUUACAGCCCUUUGGACAAGAGUGAAUGGUACCACCGAACCAUAUACAUAUUCUGCUGCAUUAAUCCAAGCUGCUGGAACAAGCAGGAAAGCUGGAAGGUUGUCAGAAGCCAAGAACGUUCAUCACAAGCAGAGGAGACCACUGUUCCCGGUAGUUCGAAAGCCUCUCUAUCUUGUGACUGGUUGAAGGGCCAGGACGACUGGGGUGACGAAGGCGCUCAGCCUGACGAGCUGUCACCUCAAAAAACAUGUGGCAUCAACACUCAGAGCCUUGAAGCGGGCCUUGGCUCCCUCUCUGUGGCACCUGGAGGUGUUGCCUCAGCUUCCUCACCUUUGAACAGGGAAGACCCACACGAUUGCGAGAUGGAAGAAGAAGCUGCGGUCGAGCCUGAGCCGUUGCAAUCUGGUCGAGCGCUGGAAGCCAUGGAGGUCCUGAAAAGAAGGGAGCGAGACCACAAAGAAAUGCUCAGUAACUUGCAGCAACCGAGUGCGUUUAAGAGUUUUUACAUUUCUGUCGUUGAAGAGAGUGAAAUACCACCUGGUGAGACUGCGGUUGACAUCCAUGCCAGGAAGCUGUUGCAGGAGUAUGAACUGGGAGAAGGAAAUGCUUUCCGGAUUCCCAGCAGCGGACAAGGAUGCAUGACGUACGCACAGGAGUUGUACGAGAAGGCUUACCACAACGACGUUGUAUUCCACAGGUUUCAUAAACGUGUGAGACGCUAUCCCCAGCAAUUAAUGAGGUUCUGCUGGGAAGGAGAACCACUUUUUAUUUGCCCACCACCACCAUCUUGGGAGCCCAAGAACUGCGAGGCAUGCGGCGCUCGACGUUGUUUCGAACUUCAAGCCAUGCCAGCACUCAUUCCAAGCUUGAAGAUCGAAGGCGUUCGCAAACUCAGAGAUGCACCUGUAGAAUUCGGGACAGUGCUUAUCUACUCGUGUAGUGCAAGCUGCUGGAAGGAUGGAGACACCUGGCGAUCCGAAGUGGCUCUCGUUCAGCCAGAUCCAGAUGCUGUAUUCUGGCAGACUGGCACAUAGCAGAAAUAUAUGCUAUCCUAUAGCCUUUCUAAA
This is a messenger RNA of Rhipicephalus sanguineus (brown dog tick), 1400 nucleotides long. It is a transcript of the gene trus, whose product is annotated as programmed cell death protein 2-like. Lineage: Eukaryota; Metazoa; Arthropoda; Arachnida; Ixodida; Ixodidae. The transcript is spliced from 6 exons. The record is from RefSeq and is a predicted model, not a curated record. Bases 150 to 1367 code for a protein of 405 amino acids. Gene Ontology annotation, cellular component: cytoplasm.